This is a messenger RNA of Linum tenue, 481 nucleotides long. The record is from the annotation of a GenBank genome assembly. NCBI's taxonomy places the organism in Eukaryota, Viridiplantae, Streptophyta, Magnoliopsida, Malpighiales, Linaceae.
CUUAGCGGCCGCCUCUUUCUAUCCCUUUUCAUUUUCUCCCUGACGAAAGAAAUAGACCAGCACAUCGUUCCUCUAGGCGGAAUCAUCUCCGUCAUAGCUUACCGGUUUCCUCUUCGCCGGCGUCGUCUCCCUCUACGCUCCAGGCUUCCCCCGAUCUUUGAUUCCUCCGCAAACUUCAGAACAAGCCCUUAUCCCAAUAGAAAAAGAGGCUACUUGUGACCAGCACUUCCUUCAAACUUUGCUCUCCCUCAUCCGUCGUCGAUGGUGAAAAGGAUGCCGCCAAUAGUGACUCCAUCAGAUGGAUUGCAUCUUUGGGUUAGUGUAUGAAGAUUACUUGUAGGUAGCGGCCUGUAUUGAUUUGGCUAAUCUUUGUACCGGUCAUAUUAGGAUUGAGAAUGAGAAGCCUAUUUUUUUUUUAUAUGUACGUAGCAUACACUGAUGCUUAUUUUUCUCAGUAUUUUGUAACAUCAUUAAUUCAAUU